UCAUGUUUGAAUUUCAAGAGACUCAGGAGGUGCUGUUUGAUAAAGUCAUUGAGAUAUCAGUUGUUCACAAAAAGACAUUGGCAUUUCUGAUGACCCGUAUUGGUACCUUCAAGAUUGACAUCAGCACUGUCUACAGUCAGCCAGAUCACAGGUUCUACCAGAAGUGGGCCCCUCUGACUGAUCCUAAGGACACGCGCACUGGGGUCAAAGGUUAUGUGAAGUGCACAGUGAGCGUGUUGAGGAAGGGCGACCCCAUGGGCCUGGCCAGCCUUCCUCCCAUCAGCAGCCAGAAUGAAGACAUUGAAAAGAAUCUUCUCCUGCCCAAGAGGAUGCCAGUGGAGCGUCCGUGGGCCAAGUUUCUGCUGAAGGUCUACAGAGCAGAGGGCUUACCCAGCAUGACGGCAGGCUUCCUGGGCAGCUUCUCCAAGAUGAUGGGGGACAAGAAGGUCUUCAUAGAUCCUUAUGUGCAGGUCACAUUUGCCGGACAACAGGGAGAGUCUUCGGUGGAGAGCAGCACUAACGCCCCAGAGUGGAACGAGCAGAUCUCCUUCAUCGAGCAGUUCCCUCCUCUCGCACGGCGCAUCAAAGUCCAGAUUCUGGACGAUGCUAGCUUUGGGGACAUCGCUGUGGCCACACACUUCCUGGACCUGCAGCAGAUCUCCAACCCCAACAGGAAUGGGUUCAACCCCACCUUUGGCCCCUCCUGGGUCAACCUGUACGGAUCUCCCCAGAACUCCACGCUGCGGGACAUCCACCGGGCCCUGAACGAGGGGCUGAGCGAGGGCAUCUUCUACCGGGGCCGGCUGAUGCUGUCUCUGAGUGUAGAGGUGUACUCCUCCCCCUCCGCUGUAGUGGAGAGCAAAGGGCUGGCCAACGUCAAGAGCGCUCUGGGAAAGCUGUCCUUGAAACGCAAGAGUAAGAAGUCCAAGGAGAAGAAAAAGAAGAAGAAAAAUAACCAGGAUGUGGAGAUGGGCCACGGUGGACCUGCUGAAGAGUUGGAGGAGGCUGGUUCAGAGGUGCCUGGAGCAGUCACUGUUGAGGUGGACGAGAUCCACCCUUUGCCAGAGAACUUUGCAGGAGAAAAAGAGGAGUUCCUGUUAUUUGCAUCUCUGUUUGAGGUGACCAUGGUUGAUCCCUCUAUUGGCACCAGACUGGUGACGUUUGAGUUAUCCAUAGGGAACUAUGGUAAGGCAGCAGAUGUUGUUGUUAAAUCCAAAAAGAGUGCCAACCAAGAGGACCUAGGUGAAGACAGGCAGGCUCUGCUGGAUUCUGAGGAUGAGUUGGAGAGAGAGGAUCUCUUGGACCUCAGCCAAUGUGACAGAUCUGUCACCGCACCUAGACGACCCCAGGCUACAGAGUAUGACAGAUCCUUCAGCUGUAUCCCCCUCUUCCGCGAGAAGCCCUGCAUCUACGUGUGGAACUACUUUGAGGACCACAGCUUCCGUAUUCACAACAGCAACUGGCUGUCCAAGAUGGCUGACCGGCUGGAAUAUGGUGUUGAUGAGGUGGAGAAACUCCUGAGAAGGCCUAAGAGCAAUGCAAAAGAGCGGCUGAUGGAGGUGUUUCUAGAGUUUGUGGCAAGUUGCAAACAAUACGUCUCAAACACAGAGAGGAAGAGGCCGUCACGGCCCAACACCUUAGACAAAUGUCGCCAGGAGUUUAUCAAGAAGAACAUUAUCCUGUUGGCUAAGCAGUCCCUGAGAGCAAGGAGGAGAACCACCAGACGCGCUGCCAAAGAGAGGCUGGCCGAUGCCAAGAGGAUCCUCAACAGAGUUCGCUUUCUGGCUAAAGAGCCUCAGAGCACACUGCCUGACGUGUUCGUGUGGAUGCUUAGCGCCGGCAGGCGUGUGGCCUAUACCCGCAUCCCCUCCCACACACUCCUCUUCUCUCUGGUGGAGGAGGAGAAAGGCCGCGACUGUGGCAAGCUCACCACCGUCUACAUGAAGACCCCAGGAGCUCCUGUCGGUGAGAUUUUUGCCAAACUGGAGGUGUACCUGUGGCUCGGCAUCACCAAAUACGCCAAGAAUUGUGUGAGCAGCCUGCCAGAGGAGUUUAGACCCGUUCAGGAGGAGGUCAUCUUUGGCACGUCCAUCCGUCCAAACAUGCCCCCCUGCAAGCUGGCUGUGGAAGACAGUCGCUACUUCCAGCUGAGGGCUCACAUCUACCAGGCGCGGGGCAUCAUCGCGGCAGACGACAACGGCCUCUCCGACCCCUUCACUAAAGUAGUGUUCUCAACUCAGUGCCAGGUCACGCGGGUGAUAGAGGAUACUCUGUCCCCCACGUGGAGCGAGCUGCUGCUGUUUGAGCAGAUCCUGAUGGAGGGCAGUAAAGGCAACUUCAGGGAUGACCCCCCAGUGGUCAUUGUCAACAUCUAUGACUACAACAAACUGGGCAGUCCCCAGUCUCUGGGGCGAGCGUUCGCCAGUCCAGAGCUGAAGUUCGUGGAGGAGCCCUACAGGAAACCCAUGCUGCAGUUCUUUGACAUUAGCAAGGGCAAGGUGAAGGCGGGCGAGCUGCUGGCAGCCUUUGAGCUCAUCGAGCUGGACUACGCCAGCUUCGGAGAGCCUUCCCUUCCGGCGGAUGUGGCCCCCCGGGACCCUGAGUUCCUGACAGAGGAGAGGUGUUACAUCAUCCCAGAGGGAGUCCGGCCCGUGCUGCGCAAAUUCAGGAUCGAGGUGCUGUACUGGGGUCUACGGGAUCUGAGACGGGUGAAUCUGUUUGAAGUGGAGAAGCCUCAGGUGCGGAUUGAGUGUGCGGGACAGAUGAUAGAGUCGGAGGAGAUCGAGAGCUACAAACUCAAUCCAAACUUCACUGAGAUGGUCAAGCACUUUGAUGUGGAGCUGCCUGAGCUGGUGUACCUGCAUCCUCCUCUCACCGUCUUCGUGAUGGAGCAGCGGGCGUUUGGCCGGCUGGUGCUGGUGGGCUCCCACGUGGUGCAGAGCCUCAUGCACUUUGCUCCCAGAGACCUGGAGGAGUGGAGGGAGGAAGAGGAGGAGGAACCCGAGCCACCUGAGAGGAAGCCUCCAAAGAAGGCCACACCUCUACACGCUGUGAUAAACAUGGGUCUGGGCGGACUUCCCCUGAAGGCCUCCAAAAUUCCCCUCAACCCCAUUAACCUGGUCACGGCUCCCUUUAAGAAGGGGAUAACGAAAGAGGAGGAACUUGAAGAGGAGACGCCAGACAAGGAAGAGCUUGAUUGGUGGUCCAAAUACUAUGCCUCAAUGGCAGAGCUUGAGAAGCAGGAGGAAAAGGACAUGGAAGACAUGGAAGACCAACAAGAAGCAGCAGAGGGAGGGAACCUCAACAUGUCUGCCCUAGAUGCCGAUGACGAUGACGCCAUGGCGAUUGAAAUCGAGCCACCGAAACCCAAGCGAAAAAUGAUCGCCACCCUCCAGCUGUACAAGUCAGAGCUGGAAAAUGAGUUCAGCCAGUUCAUGGACUGGCUGCACAUCUUCCCCAUCUAUAAGGGCAAGUCCAACUUCGAGGAUGAGGACGAGGACGACUUUGAAAGGACCAUGGGAAAGUAUAAGGGCUCGUUCCUGAUUUAUCCCAUUUCUAAGGAGGAUGAGGACGCAGAAGGCCAGAUCACCAAUGGUGUUCCCAAAAACACAGCCACGAAAGUCCUCGUGAGGAUUUAUGUGGUCAAGGCAACCAACCUGGCCCCCAGCGACCCCAACGGUAAGGCUGACCCCUAUGUGGUGGUGAGGGUGGGACAACAGCAAAUGGACUGCAAGGAGCGCUACAUCCCCAAACAGCUCAACCCCGUGUUUGGAGAAGUUUUUGAGCUGAACGUGUCCUUCCCUCUGGAGACAGAGGUCACUCUCCUGGUGUAUGACCAUGACCUGGUGGGCUCAGACGACUUGAUUGGUGAAACACGCAUCGAUCUGGAGAACCGCUUCUACAGCCGACACCGAGCUGGCUGUGGUAUUGCACUCUACUAUGACAAGGAUGGCUAUAAUAAGUGGAGGGACGCCAAGAAGCCAUCGGCAGUCCUGGCUGAGCUGUGCCGCAAAAAUGGGAUCCCCUCGCCGGAAUACCGGGAUUCAGAAAUCAAAGUGCUGAACAAGAUAUUCAAAGUCCCCCCAGAGGCUUUCCCCGAGGAGCUGCUGAAGAAGAACAAGAAGACGGAGGAGGACAUGACGGAGCUGGACGAGCACAAGGCCCUGAGCGUGCUGCACCGCUGGGGGGAGAUGCGGGAGUUCUGCGUGACGGCGUGCCCCUUGGUGCCCGAGCACGUGGAGGUCCGCUCCCUACUCAACACCGACAAGCCUGGCCUGCCCCAGGGUUAUGUGCACAUGUGGGUUGAUAUGUUCCCUGUGGAUGUGCCUGCCCCUCCACCGGUCGACAUCAAACCCAGACUCCCCAUAAGCUACGAGCUGAGGGUCAUCAUCUGGAACACGGAUGAUGUGGUGCUUGAUGAUGUGAACCCCUUCACCGGGGAGCCCUCCAGUGACAUUUAUGUCAAAGGGUGGAUUAAAGGGUUGGAGGGUGAGAAGCAGGAGACUGAUGUGCACUUUAACUCCCUGACGGGCGAGGGGAAUUUUAACUGGCGUUUCGUCUUCCACUUCGACUACCUGCCCACUGAGAAGGAGAUCACCUACAAGAAGAAGGAGUCCUUUUUCUCCCUGGAGGAGUCGGAGUUCCGGCAGCCCCCCGUGCUGGUGCUGCAGGUGUGGGACUAUGACCGCAUCGCAGCCAACGACUUCUUAGGCUCCAUCGAGCUGCGCCUCAACGACAUGGUGCGGGCUGCCAAGUCGUCCGAGCAGAGCAGCGUGAAGAUGGCGAAGGACAAAGCAACGCCUCGCUUCUCUAUCUUCCACAGCAAGAGGAUGAAGGGCUGGUGGCCCUUCAUUAAGCUCAAGAGCCAGGAGGACAUCGAGAGGGAGGAGAGAGAGGCGGAGGAGGAGAAGAAGAAGAAGAAAAAAAAGAAGAAGAAGGGGAGCAAACGCAGUAAGAUGAAACCAGAGGAUCUCCAGUUUGUGGACAGCAGUGGAAAUACGUUCCUGCUCAUGGGGAAAGUGGAGGCAGAAUUCCAGUUGCUUACCGUGGAGGACGCUGAGAAGAACCCUGUGGGCAAAGCUCGCAAGGAGCCAGAACCACUUGACAAGCCAAACCGACCCAAGACAUCCUUCAACUGGUUUGUGAACCCACUGAAGACCUUUGUCUAUUUCAUCUGGAAGAAGUACAAGAAGUACAUCAUCGCUCUAGUCAUCCUGGCCAUUCUUGCCAUCUUCCUCUUCCUCAUCCUCUACACCCUCCCCACACACAUCAGCCAGCUCAUAAUUAAUGGUUGACAGCCAGAAUAUGUCCUUGUGUUUGGGUCUGGCUAUUCUCUUCUAACAGAGACAGAGAGAGAGAGAGAGAGACAGACAGAACGAAAAGAAAAUAUGUUUUCUGAGAUAAGUGAGUGGUAUGGACAAACAGCUGAGAAAACAAUAAGCACUGUAGUUUCAAAUUCUACUCCUGAUAGCCAGACUGAUAUAUUUUACAAUCAGAUGUUUUUGUAGAAUGAUAAUCCUUUGCACU
Messenger RNA from Clupea harengus (Atlantic herring), 5526 nucleotides. RefSeq names its product fer-1 like family member 4 (gene fer1l4). Gene Ontology annotation, biological process: plasma membrane organization. The transcript is spliced from 37 exons. Gene Ontology annotation, cellular component: membrane. NCBI's taxonomy places the organism in Eukaryota, Metazoa, Chordata, Actinopteri, Clupeiformes, Clupeidae. The record is from RefSeq and is a predicted model, not a curated record. Bases 3 to 5294 code for a protein of 1763 amino acids.